UCCCCUCAAUGAACGAGUCAGGGAGGCAAAGCUGAGUCAGAGCAAAGAGGGAACAGGGGCAGCCGUAGUUUUUCUUCCUCUGAAAGUUGUUUCAGCCUUUCUAAAUAGGUUUGUUUUUUUUUUUCCUCGCCACAUUCCGGUAAAGGAGGCGGCUCGGCAAAAUGAGAUAUAUCAUAGGAAUCGGAGGUGUCACCAAUGGUGGUAAAACCACCCUGACCAACAGGCUCAUCAAGGCUCUCCCCAACUGCUGCGUGGUCCACCAGGACGAUUUCUUCAAGCCACAAGAUCAAAUAGAAGUCGGGGAAGACGGCUUUAAACAAUGGGAUGUGUUGGAUUCCCUGGAUAUGGAGGCCAUGGUGAGCACGGUGCGGGCCUGGAUUGAGAACCCCGUGAAGUUUGCCCGUUCCCACGGGGUGAAUGUCACACCUGGCUCUAAAGAGCCAACUUCCCAAGAUAUCCAUAUAUUGGUCAUUGAAGGCUUCCUGCUUUAUAAUUACAAGCCACUGAUUGACCUGUUUGACAUCCGGUACUACCUGGCAGUGCCGUACGACGAGUGCAAGAGGAGGAGGAGCACACGGAAUUACACCGUUCCCGACCCCCCCGGCCUCUUUGAUGGACACGUCUGGCCCAUGUACUUAAAACACAGGAAGGAGAUGGAGGACUGUGGUGUGGAUGUUGUUUAUUUAGAUGGCCUGAAGUCGAGGGAAGAACUCUACAACCAAGUCUUUGAAGAUAUUCACAACAAGCUUUUAAAUUGCUCAUAGGGUCUGGGAAGACCUGGAAGACCCUUGUACAGCCUGAUGUAAAUAAUACUUGGAAGUGGGAAGGAGGGUUUAUUUGUGUCAACUCUUCUCCCACUGCCCUUUGGCAAGUCCCUUCUGUAUAUAAUUGAAAACUGAGGAUAACUUAUUCCCAACCCCAUGGACAGGAUGGCCUUGGUGGGGUCUUGUUUUGGGGUUGUUUUUUUUUUUAAUUUAAUUAAUUAUUUUAUAUUCCAAAGAGAAGCUGGAAAAAAAGCAUUUUUAUAGCAGAACGAGUAGAGCUGCGCUGGGAAAACAACAGAUCUGUUUUUGUGCUUCUGCAGACAGAAAGGCUUCAGGCAACGGCUUGUUUGUAACAUCACCUCUCAAAUUCAGUAAAAAUCCACUUGAAUCUC
Messenger RNA from Myiozetetes cayanensis, 1156 nucleotides. RefSeq names its product nicotinamide riboside kinase 2 (gene NMRK2). The coding region runs from base 162 to 764 and encodes 200 amino acids. The transcript is spliced from 8 exons. Gene Ontology annotation, cellular component: cytoplasm. Lineage: Eukaryota; Metazoa; Chordata; Aves; Passeriformes; Tyrannidae. The record is from RefSeq and is a predicted model, not a curated record.